This is a messenger RNA of Hypomesus transpacificus, 1953 nucleotides long. It is a transcript of the gene snap25b, whose product is annotated as synaptosome associated protein 25b. Lineage: Eukaryota; Metazoa; Chordata; Actinopteri; Osmeriformes; Osmeridae. Gene Ontology annotation, biological process: synaptic vesicle priming; exocytosis; synaptic vesicle fusion to presynaptic active zone membrane. Gene Ontology annotation, cellular component: synaptobrevin 2-SNAP-25-syntaxin-1a-complexin I complex; plasma membrane. The transcript is spliced from 8 exons. The record is from RefSeq and is a predicted model, not a curated record. Gene Ontology annotation, molecular function: syntaxin-1 binding; voltage-gated potassium channel activity; SNAP receptor activity. The coding region runs from base 143 to 757 and encodes 204 amino acids.
GCCAGGCAGAAGAAAGGAGGGGGGAUCAUCCAGAAGACUAUCAUUUCCGACCUGACUACGCUCCGCCGUAAAACUACUUUAGGCUUUUCAGUAGUAUCCAAUCUUCGCUCUCAGAGGUCAACGCCCUCCACGUUACCAAGCUAUGGCAGACGAAGCAGACAUGCGCAAUGAGCUGGCUGACCUGCAGACACGGGGCGACCAAAUAGCCGAUGAGUCACUGGAGAGCACUCGGCGCAUGCUGGCUAUGGUCGAGGAGAGUAAAGAUGCAGGUAUUAGGACACUGGUCAUGUUGGAUGAACAGGGAGAACAACUGGAGCGUAUGGAGGAUGGCAUGAACAGGGUCAACCAGGACCUGAAGGAAGCGGAGAGAAAUUUAAAAGAUGUAGGACAGUGUUGUGGCCUCAUAUGCCCAUGUUUGGCCAAGAUAAAGGGAGGGGGCCAGGCAUGGGGCAGCAACACAGACGGAGUGGUGAGCAGUCAGCCUGGAGCCCGUGUCAUGGACGAGCGUGAACAGAUGGCCAUCAGUGGGGGAUUUAUCCGCAGGGUAACAGACGAUGCCAGGGAGAACGAGAUGGAUGAAAACCUGGAGCAGGUGGGUGGGAUCAUAGGAAACCUGCGCCACAUGGCUCUGGACAUGGGCCAGGAGAUUGACACUCAGAACCGGCAGAUUGACAGGAUCAUGGACAAGGCCGACUCCAACAAGACCAGGAUUGACGAAGCCAACCAGCGUGCCACAAAAAUGCUGGGCAGUGGCUAAACAGCUUCCCCCCCCGCAGCCCCCUCCACCACACUUCACUACCUAUGCUCCCUGAACCCCCAGCUCCACAACACAUUAUUGGGGCAGUGCAGACAUGCUUUUGUCAUGGUUCUAACACAUUAGGUUUGCACAAAAGCACAUAUCAGACUGUUCUCUUCCUAUCGCUCCUCCUCUUCCUCCUGUAGUAAACUGUAGUUUUGUGUAUUGGUCUGUCUCAGGUUCUUGUUGAAUUCCAGUCCUGUUAAAUGAUGGUGCCCUCCUCUUCAUCCCUUUGUUUGUCUUGUCAAGAGCUGUAAAUAGUGCUAAUUGAAUGGCAUUAGAUAAUUGUUGUUCUCUCUUUCUAUAAUUUUCUCCCUCCCUCUAUCUCUCGCUUUCUUUCUCUUUCUUUCAUUCUGUCUUUUUUAUAUGUGGGUUUGACAAAUUGUAGGUACAUCUUGUCAGACACGCAGCAGGAAUGCUUCUCUGUGAUGUAGUCAGUGUUCCAAUGUUGUCCAUGUAGAUCACAUUGCAGCUCUGUAUAGUUGUUGAUGUGAUACUUGAUGAGAGAAAUCACAGCAGCUCUGAACUGUGUCACCUUUCACUUUGUAAUCUUCACUAAUACCACUGCUACUAUUACUACUACAAAUACUAAUACUCUACUAGCUAUAAACAAAACACUAGGGCACUGCAACCACCACUGGUAUUACUGAUGUAUUUAAUUGACCAUCUCUGUUCAAUAUCUGUUGAUGCUGUUAAUUAUAAUUUUAGUAUUGGGAGCACCACAAUACUGUCGACUACUCCAGUUAUGUCUACAUCACAACUGACUUGACUGUAUUAUCACUAACAGUUAAGAAUCAAUCUGUUUAAAUCUGCAUCCUGACUGGGCUGUGGGUGCAGCAGUACCAACAACAGAUCAAACACAAAUCAAUAAUGAGGUGUCUAGCAAACUACCGUUGACAUUUUAGCAUACAGUAUAACUGAACUGAUGUUUUUAUCCUGUUGGUAUAGAAACUUGUGAGUGUAAUUAGGCAUGACCAACCAGCUAAUAGGAAUUAGCAUAUUAUGAAUAAUAAAUAGGUAUGUAGAUCUACGAGCCCCAUUGCAUGUUCGGUACACAGGGCUGAACCUGAUAUUGAGGAGAGAAAUUACAGUUUCUGCAACUUUGCAAUAGUGCCACUCUAUCUUUUAUGUUCACACACAUAUCUUUCCAGUCUGUG